Serendipita indica DSM 11827 is the source of this 2358-nucleotide messenger RNA. The record is from the annotation of a GenBank genome assembly. NCBI's taxonomy places the organism in Eukaryota, Fungi, Basidiomycota, Agaricomycetes, Sebacinales, Serendipitaceae.
AUGUCUCAGUCUCAGCAUUCGUCCGUUCCCUACGGGCCCAUAGUCUCCGCCGACGACCAUGAGAUGCGCGAAGUGUCGAGUAGAACCGCUACACCUCUCCCUGCCGGCGCCUAUCUGCCUCCAAACCCUCAUUCUACAAGCUACCUGACGCCCUACCACGACAAUCCAAGCAAUGCAGAAUUUGGUGCACCCAAUCCAGCUUUCCUCGGCGAGGCCGGCACGCGUAGCUCGUAUGGCCAAGCGUCCACGGCCCGUUCAUCUGCAUACGGCUCCAUUGCACCUCUUCAUGACCACCGUGGGUCGGCCUAUGUCGACGAACCCUCGGGAUGGUCGGCAGCUCCCAAGCGCUCAAUCGACUUGCACGACAAACAAGAGUUGUACGAGGCUCCAAGACGAAAAUCAAAGAAGAAGAUUGUCUUCUGGGCCUUGACGGCGCUUGCGCUGGCAAUUAUUGCUGCAGCGGUGGUCAUCCCCGUCUACAUUUUUGUCAUCAAGAAAAAGGACAACUCGGGUGGUGGCAGCGGCUCCAACAGUGGACACUCGAAUACGGGUCACGGAGGCAAUAACAACAAUAACAACAACAACAACCAGGACACGACGGUCACUUGGGGUGGCGAUGGUUCCAUUGUUACCAAGGAGGACGGCUCGACAUUCAGAUACAACAAUACACACGGCGGCUAUUGGGUUUUUGAUCCCAAGAAUCCACUCAACAACAGUGCGCGUGCUCAAUCUACGACUCCGUCCCUUGCCGAGCCAUGGAAAUGGGGAGAGGAUCAAAUUUUCGGCGUCAACCUUGGUGGCUGGUUCACGCUCGAGCCUUUCAUCUCGCCAGCUCUCUAUGAACCGUUCUACCCAAAUGCGGUCGAUGAGUGGACUCUGUCGACUCUUCUCCAACAGCGAGACGGAAAUCUCAAUGUCAUUGAGGAGCACUACAAGACGUUCAUCGUCGAGGAGGACUUCGCCAUGAUCGCUGCUGCCGGUCUCAACUGGGUCCGCAUCCCACUCCCGUUCUGGGCCAUCGAAACGUAUCCCGGCGAACCCUUCCUCGCUCGCACCUGCUGGACCUACUUCCUCAAGGCAAUCGAAUGGGCCCGCAAGUACGGUAUCCGCAUCAACCUCGACUUGCACGCCGUCCCUGGAUCCCAAAACGGCUGGAACCACAGCGGCAAGAUGGGCCAGGUCAACUUUCUGAAUGGUGUCAUGGGUCUCGCCAACGCUCAACGCACGCUCGACUACAUUCGCAUCCUCGCCGAAUUCAUCUCCCAGCCCGAGUACGCCAACAUUAUCCAAUACUUUGGUAUCAUCAACGAGCCGGGAUCAGGCACGGGCAACUAUCCCAAGAGCGCAAUUGAAUCCUUCUACGCAGAGGCAUACAAGAUCAUUCGUGGCAUUGGCGGUAAUGGAAACGGUAAUGGGCCCGUCAUCUCGAUCCACGAAGCCUUCUACGGCCUCGGUGGUUGGACCGACUUUCUUCCGGGCGCUGACCGCUUGGCUUUGGAUCAACAUACCUAUCUCGUCUUCGGUCCGCUCAUCAAUCAACCUCCGGCGGCCUUCCCGGCCAUUGCCUGCACCCAGUGGAGCGCAGCGACCGCUGCUAGUAUGAGUGCAUUCGGUCAAACAGGAGCUGGAGAGUGGUCCUUAGCUAUCAACGACUGCGGCCUCUAUCUCAACACUGUUGGAGGUGGCACCAGAUAUGAAGGAACAUUUGAUGGUCAGCCGCGCAUUGGCAGCUGUGCGCCGUGGCAAGAUUACGCAACUUGGGACCAGUCGAUCAAGGAUGCCCUCCGCAAUCUUGCUCUUGCCAGCAUGGACUCUCUCCAAGAUUCCUUCUUCUGGACAUGGCGUAUCGGAGAGUCGCGUGCCAGUGGCAAGGUCGAAACACCAUUCUGGUCCUACAAGCUCGCCGUUCAAGAAGGCUGGGCACCUGCCAAUCCUCGUGAUUCCAGAGGCUACUGCGCCAGUAUCGGUGCACCCGCUAACACCUUUUCUGGCGCCUAUACGCCCGCGCAAGUCGGUGGGCCCGGCGCAGGCACUGCCGUCCAGGGACUGGAUUCGUACCCAUGGCCUCCAACUGCAAUUGGCGGCUAUCCAAGCGUCGCUGGCCUGCCGACGUACACCGCUACAGGCGCCCUUUCGACGCUCCCUGUACCGACGUUUGCGAGCGCGACGGCGUCUGUGGGCGAUGGGUGGACAAAUAAUGCAGAUACAACGCCCAUGGCUGUGCCUGUCGCUGGAUGCACGUACCCUGACCCAUGGAACGCGCUCACCGCUGCGAUCCCGGCAUGUGGUGUCUUUGCAAAACGUGAUGGAGACGCACCCGCCCCGACGGCUGCACCAAAGCACGUCAACACCCAUUAG